Lachancea fermentati is the source of this 276-nucleotide messenger RNA. NCBI's taxonomy places the organism in Eukaryota, Fungi, Ascomycota, Saccharomycetes, Saccharomycetales, Saccharomycetaceae. The record is from the annotation of a GenBank genome assembly.
AUGCUUUCUACAGUCAGACGCAUCCAUAUUUCCUCUUUCCGUUUAUCUGCCAAGACGUUGGCCGCAGGCACCGCCAAAGCGGUCGCAUCUGGCUCGAACAUCGCCGUACACCACGACAUAGACGAUACUUCUUGCUCCGGGUCACGCGCUGGAACACCGGGUAACUCUUUUUCGUCGUUUAAGGAAUACCGUGAAAUUGCGAAAACCUAUGGGCCACUUAGUGCAUCACUUGCAACGAAAAGAAAUCUUUCAAGAAGGGCAGUCCAGAUUAAAUAA